This is a messenger RNA of Polyodon spathula (Mississippi paddlefish), 3349 nucleotides long. It is a transcript of the gene sms, whose product is annotated as spermine synthase. NCBI's taxonomy places the organism in Eukaryota, Metazoa, Chordata, Actinopteri, Acipenseriformes, Polyodontidae. Gene Ontology annotation, molecular function: spermine synthase activity. Gene Ontology annotation, biological process: spermine biosynthetic process. The record is from RefSeq and is a predicted model, not a curated record. The coding region runs from base 231 to 1313 and encodes 360 amino acids. The transcript is spliced from 11 exons.
UACUGUUAUUGAUACGGAAAGGCAAUAUAUUUACAUAUUGCAGGGGAACUAGCCCGGUCCCUCCUUCCCCUGUAAACAGAGAGUAGUCCAGCCUCCUCCUCGGUUCCUCCCACCCCACGAGUCUGUAUAUUAACAAGUGCACCUCCAGUGUCUUUCCACUGUCAAAUCCAGACUCGUUCAUCUUUAAAGCGGCUGCCUUCUCCAGGCAUGGCUAAAGGCUCUACUUCAUCAUGGCCGUGCGACAUUACACCCUCGACUUCAACCUCACUGCACCAGCUGACUGCAGUACCACCCUCAAAGGACUGCAGUCAGUAUUUCAGGAACAACAAAUGACAGAAGCGCUUCAUAACUUAGAAGACCAUGGUUACUUAGCAACAUACAUUGGCAAAAAUGGAAGGUUUGCCAUCCUGCGGAUUCACCCGCAUGGGUUUGUGUCAAUAGACCUUCAAAGCUGCGAAGGAAAUGACAACACUGAAGCCUACAAUCUACUUAAUGCACUGGAAGAGAGAAUGAAGUAUCUAUUGAACAGCAGUAUUAAAAGGAUUAAAAGGUUGCCAGCCAUCGUGCGAGGGGGAGCCAUUGACCGGUACUGGCCCACAGCAGAUGGGAGGCUCGUGGAGUACGACAUUGACCAAGUUGUCUACGACAAAGACUCACCGUACCAGAACAUCAAGAUCCUUCAUUCCCAGCAGUUUGGAAAUAUACUCAUCCUCAAUGGGGAUGUUAAUUUGGCAGAAAGUGACUUGCCGUACACAAAGGCAAUCAUGGGCAGUGGAAAGGAGGGCUACACUGGGAAAGAAGUGCUCAUUCUGGGAGGAGGAGAUGGAGGAAUCCUGCAUGAAGCAGUCAAGUUGAAGCCAAAGAUGAUUACCAUGGUGGAGAUUGAUCAAAUGGUAAUAGACGGGUGUCGGAAACACAUGCGUAAGACAUGUGGAGACGUGUUGGACAAUCUGAAUGGAGACUGCUACCAGGUUUUAGUGGAAGACUGUGUUCCAGUCUUGAAGAAGUACGCUGAAGAAGGGAGAACGUUUGAUUAUGUGAUCAACGACCUGACGGCGGUACCUAUCUCUACAGCCCCGGAAGAAGAUUCCACGUGGGAGUUCUUGCGGCUCAUUCUUGAUCUUUCGAUGAAGGUGCUCAGACCGAGUGGGAAGUACUUCACACAGGGAAACUGUGUUAACUUGACAGAGGCACUGGAUAACUAUGAAGAGCAGCUUGGCCGGCUUUACUGUCCAGUGGAGUUUUCCAAGGAGGUUGUCUGUGUCCCUUCUUACAUGGAGCUGUGGAUGUUCUACACCAUAUGGAAGAAGUAAUCGCAGUUUUUGUGCGACAAGCUGCAUGAAGAUCACUUGGCUAGCCCGCGAUGCAUGUAUUGCAACGCCCAGAUCCAGACUUUAAAAAACGCUGUAGAGGACACGGAGCUAAUAGUCUAAGCGGGUUUUUUAUUAUUAUUGUGUUUGUGUUUAAAGUUGUUUUUUUGUUUGUGUUUUUAUUUAAAAAGAGAGAGAAUUUAAGAAUGUAUAUUUCAUAAAGACUGGUUAAUAAUGCUGGAUUGAAGGCUGUUGAAAACACUGAAACAUAGAAUGGUGUGACCCAGCUUUCUCUGUGUUCUGUUUUUCAUUUCUUAAUAGAAUCCACGAUAAGGGGUCCUUGCUGGUGACGUUGGGGAUGGAUAGCAGCAUUAUUUUUUUUGUUUUUUGUUAUCCUAGUUUUAAUAUAGCUAAUUUAUAAUGUAUGAUGCUUUUCAAAGGACACACCAAGUGAAAUAAACUUGGGCUUCCCCUUUGGAAUGUGUCGUUACCCGUUGGAAGAUAGAUGUGCUUUUGCACUUGUUUAUAAAGGGAAAUGGAUAACUGCGAGGUUUCUCCAUUUAUUCUUCUUGAUUUUUCUGAGUCACUCUGCUGUUUUUGUUUUGGUUCCCGGUUCCGCUGGGACGGUUACAUUGAUCACUGCUGGGAAUGGCAUAACCCCUGUCAGCUUGGUGUGUUUGUUUGCAGCAUGGAUUAACGACAGCAGGUUACAGAGGUUUCUCCCUAGAGUUCUUUGCCAGUCCCACAGCUUCUUGCUGUGUGUUCGUGUGUGUGUGCACACUGAAAUGAAGAAAUCUGAGAGGUUUGUUUUCUUGAAGAUUCUUGCGCUGUGUUGACUAGGGAAGUCUGCAGUACAGUGCGCGUAUGUGCUGCCCUGUGCCUUAGCCCACUGUCUACUAGUUACUAGUUUUAAGCCCACUGACCCUCAAGGGGAUGACAUUCCUGAUAAAUGCCCCUCCAGAUCUCUGUCAUUGCGAAUGUGGCUUUGCGGGGGUGGUGGGUGUUUUUCUUCCUGUGUGAUCUAGAUUGUGGUCCACCCCUGAUAAUUAUGUAUAGGAAGUUUAGAGCCCACGCAGCUCUGCUAAAUGAGUGUCGCUCUCCCACGAGAUGACCGCUUGAAGUUCUGUAUUGUGGAAAAGGGUAACUGGUUCAGAACUAGGGGAGCAGGAAAAGGUUCCAAGCAGGUAUUAUAAACCACACUAAAUAAAAUGCCUGCUUGAUAGCCAAGUGCUGGCAGAACUUUCAGGCCUGUUUUUCUUUUUCUUUUUCAGUUUUUUCUUUUAUUUUUUUAAAAGUGUAAAGAACAGAGGGAUCAGAACCUCGACUGACUUCAGAAAUAUCAGGAAAGCGGCUUGUCUUUGAGCUGAGACAGCUGAAAGGAGGGGGAGGUCCUUAGUCCUACCGUGAAUCCCCCUCUUUUUGUUCUACCUGUAUUUGGUUGCAGUAAUGCAGUAGUUUUGGACUUGGUGCUGUUCAAGUCUGCACUCUCCUGGUACUUUACCUGUUUAAGACCUGUCUGCUGUUUAUUUGUUUCUACCAAUGUUAUCCCUCUGUUCUUAACCAUGCAGAUGGCCCACUAAACCACGGUGAGUGGUCUUCCAUCGGAUAUUUGCACUAAUAAGAGGCUUCACUUUUAGCAGGAGGUUGCUGUUUUUACUCUUGACUGGAGUUCAGAACAGCAGUCCAGUUGAGAUGCAGUUUACACAAAGCAGCUCCGUGCACUGUGUGUUUCAUCCACCACAGGUUACUGCUGAUUUCGUCUGUCCGAGUCUGUAUUAAUGAAUGUUAAUUAAAACGCUUUGGCAUUGCCCUUACAUCUGUUUCAAUUUUAUAUUUGUUUUCUAUAAUAAUAAUAAUAGUACAUGUGCUGGUUUGGCUAUUGUCUAUUUGGCUAUUGUCCUGUUAUUUUCACAAGUCGCUAAGGGUGUAAAAACAUCAUUCAUAAUACAGUCAAAUCUACGUUGAGACCACUCAAGGGACAGCCUAAUGUGGCCUCUUAACACAGGUGGUCUCUUUAAAAGAGGGCCCAUAACUUAUGA